AUGACCUCCUGCCCCAUCGCAAACCUUUCUAUGUUCUCUGCCAUUCACGAAUUCUCCUCCACCUCUCCCUUCCCGUUCAUGAACCCAGCACCCUUUCAUUCGCCAACAAAAGCAUCUCCAGUCAUCCAUCUCGCUAUGCUCGUGCACAGGAUCUUGCUGGCAGGCACACUCGGCCUGCUCGUGCCGCUCGUCUCUGCAGCUCCGGCCCAAGGGGUGGAUGGAGUGAGUGACGCGCAUGUAUUGGGUUGAGCGAAGAGCACGCUGACGUUAGGCGGCUCAAGGUGGCGAGACCCGAAUCCAAGCAUCCAACGCGCAAGUAUCCUCAGAUCACCGAACCUUGGUUGCUCAGCUACAGCGCCACGGCUCAGCACUAUGCAGCCAACAUCGAUGCCCCACCCAUCGUCCAGGCGCGCAUAGACUUUGCGAAGGGUUGCAACGCUGUGCGCACAAAGCUCGGCGUGCGAUUCCCGGGCAACGUCUUCUACUUUGAUGCGCUACGGUCUCGUGCGGCUGGAGAAGACUUGCUCGAAGCCAGCUGCGCAUUGUACGCCAUCACCUGGCACGGAGUGGGCGACGCUAUUGACCACACGCAAGAGGUGAGCGUCAGAGCUGAAGGUGUGACGAGCUGCGAUGACUCACACCGCUCUCACGCUCCUUCGCCAACGCUUGAAUGCAGGUUGCAGACAAGCUGGGCUGGGCCGUCGUGUGAGCUGGGCGACUCUGCGAGGCACUGCGCGUCUUGAUCACUAAUGCUCGCUAGUGCCCAUCCAGCGGCGCCAAUCCCACAGAAGACGAUUCGCCGGGAGAAUCGCAAUUGCAAGGUAAGAUGGACUGUCCGCGAAGCGCAUACGGUGCCGCUCUGCUGACACUCAUCGUUUGACGUGCUCCCUCAGUCUGGCAGUACUCCAAACACUUUGAGGCAGACCAGAACGCAGCAGCAAGAGAUGUUUUGGAGACGUGCGCAGAUGUAGCAGGGGCUCACAGAGAGGGGAAUUGGGCCGCACUCAACAUCGAGGUCAGGUAUCCCAUCGCCUUGAGCUACAGCAUCAACUGCGACGCAUACAAAGUGGAUGAUCCGUAAGUGCAGGCGUCGCCUUGCGCCUUGCGCCACGAGAAUGGAGUCUCACGCUUGCCCACCCAGCAGCUUGUUUGGAACGAUCGACUUGACCAAGCUGGUGCGUCGGCGAGUUCAGCAUUCGGUCGACCAACGCGCUGCUGACCAUGAUCCCCGCGUCGCAGGUGGGACAGGGAUUGCAUUGGACUCCCGUGGCAUAG
Molecule: messenger RNA, 1275 nt
Organism: Ceraceosorus bombacis
Lineage: Eukaryota; Fungi; Basidiomycota; Exobasidiomycetes; Ceraceosorales; Ceraceosoraceae
Source: the annotation of a GenBank genome assembly